GCUGGUGGCUUGUAGGCUUCUCCUAACUUCAUUUCUCCCUUUCUGCAUACCAGGUUACCAACUCAUCUGGGACUGAGCUUUACUACAGUUACAUGAAGACUUAUGCUUUCUAGUUCCUGCCUUACUGUUUGUUUUAGUUGCAUGUGUGCUGCUUCUAAAUGUUUGUGCAUCAACUCACCACUAACUACAUUCUCACACAUCACAACAACAACCCUGCAUGCAUAUGGACAGAUCUUACUCAUAAUCCAGAAUCAUGAUGCAUACAUUUGGCACAGUGUUUUUUCAUUUUUUAAGUCUUAACUACACCAUUCUUUGCCAACAAGCUCCCAUAUCAACACUUUGUAUUUGAAAUACACCAUUCCACAUGAAGUUUGAAUGAAUGUUGUCUGACUGAUAAUUGUGACGUCUGACACGAUGUAGCUCUUGUUGGGAGGCAGCGCCCCAAACUGGAGAGAACCAGAUCUCAGAGUGGGGAACCUGCCAUGAUGCAGGAAGACUCUCAGUACCCGCUAGUGCGCAGCAGCAGUGCUAGUGACAUCAUGGAGGAGUUUGCUCGGGAUCGGCUGAGAGUCGACAGCAUUGAGCUGGAGGGGGACGACAUGGGCAGCCAUGACAGCCUGGAUGAGUUCAUCAAGCAGAGGUUACAAGGACAGAGCUUCAGUAGUGAGACCAGUGCAGUGUCCAGUGACACCACCUGCAGUGUGGGAGAUGUGGUCAUAGGGUCCCUUGGCAGUGAGGACAAGGAGGUAGCGAGCUACUGUACUCUGGGAGACACCGCCAGCGAGGACAGUGUCACCCUGGGACACAGUGGGGACAGCAGCACAGGACACAGGACAACCCCAGAGUCAGCUACUAUGUCCAGAGGCUCAGCAACGCCUUCACCCUCAUCUCCCACCUCACCGUCAUCGAGAACCCCCUCCCCCACCAUCCUCCUGUCUCCAUCCCCCACCCCCUCCCCCACCGCCAUGCUGGAGUCGUCCCCAGAACAGAUCCCCAGUCAGAAGGACUCCCCUGCUGCAGAGAGUAUGAAGCUUGAUGGAGAAGUUCUAGUGGAGCUAGACAGCAGUGAAGUGCAAUCUGAGGACAGUAGUGUAGUGACGGGCGGGUCCCUGCAGGGCUGGUUCCCUGACGCUGCAGUCAUCGUCUGGAGAAGGAUGCUGGGAAUCCUGGGAGAUGUGAACGAGAUCCAGGAUCCAGAGAUCCACUCACAGGUCUUCGACUAUCUGUGUGAGCUCUGGCUGGUUCUCAUGAAGUUAAGGGACAAUUUGGGCAUCACCACCGACAACCUGAUGACACCCCCACCUCCGGAACUGCUGCCUCCACUGAAUGAGUUCGCACCAUGGCUUUUCAAGGCCAUCUCCUUGCCCAACAAGUACAAGAAGGGACAGCUGUUCGCUUACAAGCUGCUGUGCAGGAUGACCAUCAGACGUCACGACACAGAGCUGAGCAGGGAGCACCUGGCUCUGUUCUUCCAUGCACUGCACCAUGGCCUACUUAGUGCUGAUCAAGACAUAGUAAAUGUACUGGUGAAGAACUGCUGCCCGAUGUUCUUUGCUCUGGACCUGUCCGGUUCCUCCAUGUUGGUGCUGGACUUCAUCCAUGCUGCCAACACAGUGGCCAACAGCUCAGACAUGAAUGCCCCCCGAAGUGAGGCCCAAGCCCUGCUAGGUUCUCUCCUCUGCAUUCCAAACCUGCUUCAUGACAUGCCAGUCCUACAACCCACCUCUGCCGAAACAGCCACCAUGACAUGUAAGGACGUCAAGGAUCACAUUGUAAAUAUUCUUCUCAAGUCUGGAAAGAAGGAACCAAAUGUACAGGCAAGGUGUACAGUGUUGAGCUGCCUGGGCAUUUACCUGUAUGAAGAGCUGGCCCACAGCACCCACCACCCAAAGAUGAAGGAUGCCAUCAAUGUCCUGCUAGCUUCUCUCAAGUUUAACCAUAAGACUGUGGCACAGGUAGCAUCUGACAUGCUGCUGCUGCUGGCCCAACAGGUGGACAGGCUGGCACACCUGCAGAGCGACCUGCCAAAGAAGAUCACAGAGAGCAUAGCACUGACAAUCACUAGUCUGUUAUCCAGUCCAGAGACGUCCACAACGGAGGCUGAUAAAAAGGUGGUUGUGUCCAUGUUGUUCUGCCUGCUGGAGUGGUGCAUGGCCCUGCCCAUCUCAGUCCUCCUCACAACAUCUGCCGAGAACAAGAGAAGCCUCAUCUUAACUGUCUUCAAGGUGCUGCAGACAGCUGUUCAGGGUGCCGGCAGCCCCAGACAUAGUGUAGUGCUGACAGAGCUGGAGUCUAUCUGUCUGGAUAGUGUGAAAGAUGUGACUGGAAGAAGUGAGCCGGCUUCACCCUCCACCCCACCUGGGACUGAGCAGGGUAUUCUGGAGGAAGAAACAACAUCAAGUCCUUCCUUUGAGUACCCUCAGGAUGGAUUAGACAUGGUCAGCCUUGCAGCAAGAACGGUGUUGAGUCAUCUUGUUGAUCACAUUGGGCACUUCCCGCUGGGCGGGGGUCCGGCUGUGCUGAACAGCCUGGUGCAUGAGAUAGACGACUGUCCAGAACUCACCUUCAUGGACGACCUCACGCUGGAGAUAUUCCAGGCACCAAAUGUACAGUUCUUUGUGCUGAACAAUAAGAACAUCAUUUCUGUGGUGGAAAUUCCAGCAGAGGAUCUCCCUGGAGGAGGUGCCACAGGUGGUCUGACCACGGGGAAGACGCAGGCCCGCAUGAUUGUGCGGGACAUUGGAGGGAAGUACGCCUGGGACUGUUCCAUUCUGUGGGGGCCGCCCAGGUGUAGGACAGGGUCCUGUCUAGCUCCAGUGCAGCUGGGCAGUAUCUCCUUGCAUGACCCCAGCCUGGGCCCAGACCCUGGGCAGGGAGGGGAGACACAGCAGCACACACAGGACCAUGUACAACACAGGGACUCCAGCACCAUGCCGGCAUGGGACAACACACCACAGCACCAGGAUGUACUGGAUCAGAUGCUGCAGUACGUCGGCCACACCAGCCCAGAGUGCCUGCAGAAGCCAGGCGAGCCCCUGAACGAGCCGGCCGUCCCGCCAGAGGAGAUCGUCACAGAGAGGGAAGACUCCACAAUCCAGGCUGUUCUACAGCAGUGUGACAUCGAGGCAGACUAUGUCAGACAGCAUAUCAAUGAUAGCAGCAUGGUUGCCUCAGACAUGACAGAGACCUGCAGUGAUGACCCCAAGUCACCUUUCCACCACUGUAGAUUCCUCUUGAGCCAGCUGGGCAUGCUGGCCUGGGAGAAAAGACCCCACCUGGACCUGCUGAGGAAAAACGACAGACUUCUCAGAGAACUGAAGAACCUGGACUCAAGACACUGCCGGGAGACCCACAAGAUCGCUGUCAUCUACGUGGCAGAAGGCCAGGAAGAUAAACAUUCCAUCCUGUCCAAUCCUGGGGGCAGCCAGGCUUACGAGGACUUUGUGGCAGGGUUGGCUUGGGAAGUGGACCUAACAGGCCACAGAGGUUUCAUGGGUGGACUACAGAGGAACAGGAGUACCGGGGACACUGCCCCGUACUAUGCCACUUCAACCAUGGAGGUCAUCUUCCAUGUGGCUACCCGCAUGCCCACAACCACUGAUGACUCCAGGACAAAAAAGCUGAGGCACCUGGGCAAUGAUGAGGUCCACAUUGUGUGGUCGGAGCACACCAGGGAUUACCGACACGGCAUCAUCGCCACAGAGUUUGGAGAUGUCCUGAUUGUCAUCUAUCCCCUGUCCAACCACCUGUACAGGAUCCAGAUCCGCAGGAACUAUGAGGAAAGGGCCAAGUAUGUGGAGACCAUUGUUCAGCAGCACAAAGACCUGACCACUUUUGAGGAGUUCUCUGCCAGUGUGUAUGCACCAGCCAUGGGCAAAGGUGCAGAGGCCAGCUCAGGCGGGAGCCAGCGGGACUCCAACCAGUCGGAUGGCGGGCAGGGCGGCACGGAGAGCGAGGGCGGGGUGACUCUGCGGCACCAGCAGGGCUCCCCCAAACUCAGGCACAGGAUGUCCAUGAAGAUCAGGAGAAGCUCCGGCCCCAAACUGCCCCACAGCAGCUCCAGCAGCACCACCCCUCCGGAGAGCCCUAAUGUCAGGGGCAAGAAGACAUAGGGCUGGAAUCAGUACAUGUGCACAGAAAUGGAUUUUAAUGUUGUAUUAUAGGAAAACAAGCCAAUAUUCAAUCUGCUACAAUUGUAGUUGUGAUUGCUUCUGCUCAAAUCAAGCAAAUCCUUCUUUAUAGUAUUCUGUAGAUACUGAUACCAAUUUGUACUAAGUGAUAUCAUGUACUGGUGAAUGUCCUUAUGUGACUUAUCCCAUGUCCUAAACUUGCCCCUAACAGUAUCCAUGAUAGACCCACCUCAAUUCUGUUCAAUUUGUUGGUGAAUGGAUAAUGUUUCAAUUUGUAUCUUUUCAUAUUCCAUAUCUUCAAGACUUUUUUUAAAGAUUAUGAGUUGCAAAUUUAGUCAGAUUUAUUUCAGCCAGAUUAUGCUAGAUGUGGUGCCAAAUGUCUGGAAAGAAAUACUGUGUUACAUUUUUGUCUCGAGUCAACAAAGCCUCUUGGAACCUGCUGAGACAAUGAACGAUUGAAAUUUUAGAUGUAUGAACUGUUUAAAAAUAAAUGUUAGAUAUAAUGUACACCAUGAAGGGUCAAGCUUUAGCUUGCUUAGAUCAUAUAUGAAUAUCAAAAGAAAACGCUGUACAAAAGUGUUCACAUCAAAAAUGUCAAAAUGUUAUUAUGAAAUCUGUUCGGUACAUAACAAAAGCCUAUACUAUAUGAAUAAAGAAUGUUCUGUAAAUAUGUAACAAUACGGAAAAAUUCUCAAUUGAUGCUGCAAUUGUCUGUAUAUGACUGCUUUAUCCAGAGGGAAGGGGACUAAAUAAGAGGACACAAGUUUUGUAUCAUUGAAGAAUUAGCUGCACUUCGGGAUGGCAGUGCUCUGCAAAAUAUGGUGGAACCAGCAAAUCAUCUCUCUGUACAUUGGUAAUUUUGGGCCUCAUUCCUGAAUAAAACUGGAAAGCCGAUAAA
Branchiostoma floridae (Florida lancelet) is the source of this 5028-nucleotide messenger RNA. Its product is annotated as ral GTPase-activating protein subunit alpha-1-like. Gene Ontology annotation, molecular function: GTPase activator activity. The record is from RefSeq and is a predicted model, not a curated record. NCBI's taxonomy places the organism in Eukaryota, Metazoa, Chordata, Leptocardii, Amphioxiformes, Branchiostomatidae. Gene Ontology annotation, biological process: positive regulation of GTPase activity; regulation of small GTPase mediated signal transduction. Gene Ontology annotation, cellular component: nucleus; cytoplasm.